CAAGGAAAACUGACAAACCCUUUAUCAGGCAUGCCCUGAGGGUAAAGUGCAUCCAAUAUCAGCUAUCAUCGAGCUAUGGGAGAUGCAGAUUAAUCAAUAAUCUCAUUCACUGUCGAAGCUGGGGUUUAUGACCAAGGCAGUGAUAUAUUAAUGGGACGCCUUUUGUUUCAAAGUGUUCAUCUUUGCUGCCUCAGGAUGUUCAGGUUCGCGCUGCUGUUCCUGACGCUGUCAGGCCUCCAAGCCGCCCCACUUGCGGCCCCUAGGCGCUUGCAGAAGACACCUUCAACCUUCCAGCUCCAUGAUGGCUCUGACACCCGUGAACCAGUUCCUGCCGGCUUCCGGCAAGGUACCGAGCCCUCCAGGAGGUUCCUCGUUGACCUCAACACUGGCCUAGUGAAGGAACACGGGAGAGCGGCUUUCAACCGUCCUCCUGUGGGAAAGGGAUUUGGAGAGAUGGAGAGAAGACACAGGCUGACAGAUGAGGUCCCUGUUGAUGUUCCAGCCCAGAAGAACGGUGGUGGUUGGGUCCGGGUAGAGGAACCCUCUGCUCCUCAUCUCCCAGAGGGUUUCAGACAGGGAACCGAACCCGUGAGGUCCAUCCCAGAGGGUUUCAGACAGGGAACAGAACCCGUGAGGUCCAUCCCAGAGGGUUUCAGACAGGGAACCGAGCCCAUUAUGCAUAUCCCAGAGGGUUUCAGACAGGGAACCGAGCCCAUUAUGCAUAUCCCAGAAGGUUUCAGACAGGGGGAACCGAACCCGUGA
Messenger RNA from Anoplopoma fimbria (sablefish), 762 nucleotides. RefSeq lists its product as uncharacterized. The record is from RefSeq and is a predicted model, not a curated record. The transcript has 6 exons. NCBI's taxonomy places the organism in Eukaryota, Metazoa, Chordata, Actinopteri, Perciformes, Anoplopomatidae. Bases 151 to 762 code for a protein of 203 amino acids.